CACAGCAGCACAGUCAGCACAGUCAGCACAUGAUGAAGGUUCUUCUCAUCUCUGUCGCAGGGAUUUUGUCGUUGUUUGUUUGCGAAGCGUCACCACCGAAUUUCAUCAUUAUCUUUGCGGAUGAUUUAGGGUUUGGAGACUUGGGAUGUUAUGGUCAUCCCAGUUCACUGACUCCGAAUUUGGACCGACUUGCCAUGAAUGGACUUCGUUUCACAGACUUCUACAGCGCCAGUCCGCUCUGCAGCCCGUCCAGGGCCUCGCUCCUGACGGGACGGUACCCAGUCCGGUCUGGCGUCUAUCCAAAAGUUUUUGACGCUGGGUCCAUAGGGGGUCUUCCACUAAAUGAGACCACCAUCGCUGAAGUCCUGAAGCCCCGGGGUUAUGCUACUGCUUUAGUGGGGAAGUGGCACCUGGGAGUCGGGGCCAAUGGCAAGUUCCUUCCAACCAAUCAGGGGUUCGACCAGUUCCUGGGGAUCCCUUACGCCCAUAACAUGGGUCCCUGUCACAAUCUCACCUGCUUCCCCCCGGAUGUUAAGUGCUCCGGCUUUUGUGAAGUCGGGACCGUGCUGGUACCACUGAUGCGAAAUGACACCGUCAUACAACAGCCGGUCGACUUCCUAACUCUGGAGCAAAAAUACAGCGACGUUGCCACCACGUUCAUCGCCACAGCAGCCGAGAAGCAGCAGCCUUUCUUCCUCUUCCACUCCUCACAACACACUCAUGGCCCUCCAUAUGCAGGAGUCAAGGCUGCAGGUCGAUCUCUGAGAGGGCCUUUUGGAGACGCUCUGCUGGAGUUUGAUCAAACUGUGGGAGACAUCUUAGCGACUCUGGAGAGGACGGGAGUGAUCAACAACACGCUGGUCUUCUUCACUUCUGAUAAUGGACCAUCAUUGGUGUCAUACGGAGGGAACUCAGGACUUCUGAAAUGUGGGAAAGGAACCACGUACGAUGGUGGUAUGAGAAUGCCUGCAAUAGCCUUCUGGCCAGGAGUCAUUAAACCUGGCGUGACUCACGAGCUGGCCAGCACUCUUGACCUUCUCCCGACUAUCACGACGCUGGCAGGAGCCAAACUCCCACAGGUGCAGCUGGACGGUGUUGACAUGGCCAAUAUUCUUUUCAAUCACACACGGAGUGAAAGAGAGACGAUGAUGUUCUACCCGACUACUCCACCUCAGCAGUACGGCCUGUUUGCAGUCAGAUGGGGAAAGUACAAGGCACAUUACUACACCAGUGGUUCCGAAUUCAGUGACAUGUCACCCAACCCUGACUGCCCCCCGUCAGCCAAAGUGAAGUCCCACGAUCCCCCACUUGUGUUCGACCUGGAGGCGGACCCUUCAGAGAACUUCCCUCUCACCUUGGACGAUACGCCGGACCUGCUGGCUCUGGUGGAGAAGAUCAAAAGGGUGAAGGAAGAGUUUGAAGCCACCAUGGAGUUCGGAGAGAGCCAGAUACUGAAGGGGACGGAUGUAGAGUUGGAGCCCUGCUGCAACCCUCGGUGCACUCCCAAACCCACUUGCUGCCACUGCUGAAGGUCCUGACCCACCAUACAGUUCUGACUGUUGAUUGUUGGUCCUGAGAAGAAGCGCAGAGAACAAAAGCUGAUGAUGUGUUUCUAUUAUCAUCCUCAUACAUUGUUACUUACAUGCUCUUAAACACUGUUUUGCAGCAAGAAUAAACAGUGCUCUUUAAAGACGUUACUGUCACUGUUGACUCUUUCAGCAGGUCUAUUAAAGUCA
Messenger RNA from Synchiropus splendidus (mandarinfish), 1736 nucleotides. RefSeq names its product arylsulfatase A-like. The record is from RefSeq and is a predicted model, not a curated record. NCBI's taxonomy places the organism in Eukaryota, Metazoa, Chordata, Actinopteri, Syngnathiformes, Callionymidae. The coding region runs from base 30 to 1529 and encodes 499 amino acids. The transcript has 8 exons. Gene Ontology annotation, molecular function: arylsulfatase activity.